GUUACAUCCAGGCCUGCAGAGGAUUGAUGAUCUCCGCUGUCUGCCUGGGCUUCUUCGGUGCCGUUUUUGGACUGGUUGGAAUGAAAUGUACAAAAGUUGGAGGCUCUGAUCAGACUAAAGCAAAAAUAGCUUGUUUAGCUGGACUGAUUUUCAUACUCUCUGGGCUGUGCUCUAUGACUAGUUGUUCCCUGUAUGCAAACAGGAUUACGUCUGAGUUCUUUGACCCUUCUUUUGUUGCACAAAAGUAUGAAUUAGGAGCAGCUUUGUUCAUUGGAUGGGCUGGAGCAUCACUCUGCAUAAUUGGUGGCAUUAUAUUCUGCUUCUCAAUAGCUGAAAACAGUAAUGCUGCAAGGAGGGGGUAUGCCUAUAAUGGAGCCACAUCUGUGAUGUCUUCUCGCACAAAGGUGCACAACAGCGUCCCUGACAAAAGCCCACCCAAGCACUUUGACAAGAACGCCUAUGUUUAGUUGCACUGUUUGAAGACUCAAAGUGUUUUUAAACGUGAUUUUGUAUGUUUCAUUCAGAGUGAUUCCCCCCACC
Molecule: messenger RNA, 540 nt
Organism: Zonotrichia albicollis (white-throated sparrow)
Lineage: Eukaryota; Metazoa; Chordata; Aves; Passeriformes; Passerellidae
Source: RefSeq, a predicted model, not a curated record